AACCCUCCCGCAUCGGCUUGUCACGUACGCCUCUCGAAAACCCGCGCCUCUCUCCUCCUCUCUCUCCAAUCCCGCCAUUUUCAUUCCUCUGCAGUCGCCGUUCGCUUCUCGCUCGCUGCACGGGACGGCAUCGAUCCCAGCCGCUUUCCAUCCUCCUCUGCGCCUCCUCCUCCUCCUUCCCUCUUCCCCCCCUCGUUCCGCCGUGCGAUUCGAUUUGGGGAUUUUUCGCUUCUCCGGCGAAGCGGCCCGACGGGAGCGGGCGCUUCGCCGCCCCUCGCCGAGCGCCGGCGAUGCGGUGAGCCGGGGCGUUCGGCGAUCGCCGGAUCUCGGCGUUCGGUGAUGGGCAAGAGAGACGCGGUUGUUGUCCUGUCGUCGGACGACGGGGGCGAUGAAGGUGAAGGUGUGUUGAGCUCGAGUCGGAGCUGCUCGAGGCCGACGGUGAAGUCGCUCGUUACUCCGUCGGAGCCGAGAAGAGCGAAGAAGAAGCCUCGGGUUUCGGGCUCUCGAUCCCGAUCGUCGUGUAGACGGUCAUCUGUCGUGGACGAGUUUCAGUUUUUAAAGGAAGACUUCAAUGAAGUAUUCACUGGUGCCAAGGUAACAACGGGUUUUGGUAGGACCAUUGCCAAGGAGUCAUGGGUUGAUAAGUAUAAACCAUGUACUUUAGAAGAGCUUGCAGUACACAAGAAAAAGGUUGAAGAAGUCAAAUCAUGGUUUGAGGAAAGAUUGAUUACUUCAAAGGAUAACCUUGGUGAUCAUGUUCUUAUUAUUACUGGGCCAGCUGGUGUAGGAAAAUCUGCUACUAUUUAUGUUGUUGCGUCUCACCUCGGAGCCACAUUGUGUGAGUGGAACACACCUACUCCAACAGUCUGGAAGGAAUAUGUCCAUAACAGUAACAAAGGGCAGUAUACAUCUAAGUUAGAUGAGUUUGAGGCUUUUGUUGAGAGAACAAGAAAGUAUGGAGUGAUUUCUCAAUCAUCUGCCGGAGAGUCAAAAUCAUCAGCAAUACUCCUCAUUGAUGAUCUACCGGUGACGCAUGGGAAUGUUGCACGUAGAAGACUGCAGAACUGUCUACAUCUUCUUGUGCAAUCUACUCAUAUACCAACAGCUAUUCUAAUAACUGAUUAUGGUCAAGUGGAUUCAGCUGACAGGGAGGCACGAUUCUUAGAGGAACUCCAAUUGUCCCUUGAAAGUGCUGGAGCUCGUAAAAUUGCAUUUAAUCCUAUCACCAGUAAUGCCAUUAAGAGGAUACUUUCCAAAAUAUGCAGCCAGGAGCAGUGCAAUGUGACUUCUGAACAGAUUGAUUUAAUAGCGAGGGCAAGUGGAGGUGACGUCCGACAUGCAAUCACAUCCUUACAAUUUUUCUGUCUUAAGGCGGACUGGCCAUCCUUAUCUUUGUCAAGUCCAACGACGGUACAUGAUCUUCAUUUUGGCAGAGAUGAGACAAUCUCUCUCUUCCAUGCCUUGGGAAAGUUUCUGCAUAACAAAAGAGAGAGUGCUUCUCCAUCGUGGAAAGAUGCACAUCCCAUACAAGAGAAAUUUAUGAGAUUACCCUUAAAGAUGGAUGCUCCAGAGAAGGUCCUUUCUCAGGCACAUGGGCAAGCAAGACCAAUUGCUGAUUUUCUGCAUGAAAAUGUUUUAGACUUUCUUAAUGAGGAGGCUGUGGAUGAUGCCUCAGCUGUACUUUCUUAUUUGGGUGAUGCUGAUGUGCUCUUGCACAGUUUUCGUGGAGCAGUAGCUAGAAAUUAUGAGGCAGAGGGUGUUGUACAGUCAGCUGCUGCUUCAAUUGCUGUUCGAGGGGUGCUUUUUGGAAACUCUCAUCCAUUGCCCCCCAGGUGGCAUGCCAUUCGUAAGCCAAAACUCUGGCAGAGUGAGAAAUUGUCUUUGCACAAUAAGGAUGAGAUGUUAAGACAGAGAUUCAUGGUUUAUAACGGAGUUAGCUCAAGUGAUACGUCAGUAAUAGCUACUGAGUACGUGCCUGUGUGUAAAUGGCUUCAGCAUAGGGUUCCUAGGGGACUCCAAGCUCAUGAAGUGACGAUGCUGAGCACUGAGAUUGAAGAUGGGAUGAGUUUAGAUGACCGAGAGGUGGAGACAUCUGAUGAUGAGAUUGAGGAGUGGUGAGUUGGAGCCUGGUUAGGUCGCUAUAAUAUGCAAGAGCUCCGUGGUUUGCUUCGCCAAUAUGUACAGUGUCCUCAUUAUGGGUCUGUAUGUGUGUUAGUGCUUGCAUUAGACAUCCAACUCGUAAUCACAACAACCCGAUUGGAAGUGGAGCUUUACCAACUGAGCUAUAUUUGCCUUGGCAAGUGGAGCAAUUUACAGAGUUCCUUGUAUAGCAUUAGGUUGAGUUAAAAUUUUGGAGUUUUUCUGUGUAUUUCGUCCUUUACUUCUUGAUGGAAAAUUAAAUUGUAUGUGGAGCAAAACGAAAAGGGAAAAUCAAAUCGUAGGGUCUUUUUCGAUCUUGACCAGUUAUGAGUGAAUGAACUAAAAAUCCUUUCUUGAGCCA
Messenger RNA from Syzygium oleosum, 2500 nucleotides. RefSeq names its product cell cycle checkpoint protein RAD17. The transcript has 12 exons. Gene Ontology annotation, molecular function: chromatin binding. Bases 340 to 2118 code for a protein of 592 amino acids. Gene Ontology annotation, biological process: DNA damage checkpoint signaling; DNA repair; mitotic DNA replication checkpoint signaling. The record is from RefSeq and is a predicted model, not a curated record. Lineage: Eukaryota; Viridiplantae; Streptophyta; Magnoliopsida; Myrtales; Myrtaceae.